Messenger RNA from Lasiodiplodia theobromae, 990 nucleotides. RefSeq names its product Methylenetetrahydrofolate dehydrogenase. Gene Ontology annotation, molecular function: methylenetetrahydrofolate dehydrogenase (NADP+) activity; methylenetetrahydrofolate dehydrogenase (NAD+) activity. NCBI's taxonomy places the organism in Eukaryota, Fungi, Ascomycota, Dothideomycetes, Botryosphaeriales, Botryosphaeriaceae. Gene Ontology annotation, biological process: purine nucleobase biosynthetic process. Gene Ontology annotation, cellular component: cytosol. The transcript has 3 exons. The record is from RefSeq and is a predicted model, not a curated record. The coding region runs from base 1 to 990 and encodes 329 amino acids.
AUGGCCGACGCUCCCACCUGCAAGGUCAUUCUGGCCGGCGGCGUUGCCAAAAAGCUGCUGGCCGAGGUUCAGGACGGCCUGAAGCAGCUCAACCGCUCCCCGCUGCUCGUUGGCUUCCUUGCCAGCGGCGAUCCUGCCUCGCGCGUCUACGCCGACUGGACCGGCAAGACGGCCCGCGAAAACGGCUUUCAGUACGAGCUUCGCGAGGUCGACCGUGAGGAGCUCGAGGAUGCCCUCAUCAAGGCCAAUGGCGACGACAGCGUUGACGGCAUCAUGGUCUACUACCCCAUCUUCGGCACCCGCCAGGACCAGUACCUGCAGAACGUCGUCGAUGUGACCAAGGACGUCGAGGGUCUGACUCACAAGUACAUCUCAAACAUGUACCGCAACGUCCGCUUCCUCGACGAGGCCCAGCUGCUCAAGAGUGUCCUGCCCUGCACCCCGCUCGCCGUCAUCAAGAUCCUCGAGCACCUCCAGAUCUACAACACCAUCCUGCCCUACGGCAACCGCUUGCACGGACAUACCAUCACGGUUAUCAACAGGUCGGAGGUUGUCGGUAGGCCGCUUGCUGCUUUGCUGGCCAACGAUGGUGCUGUAGUCUACUCCAAGGACAUUGACGACGUCCAGCAGUACCACAGAGGUGAGGGCCUGCGUAAGCGCAGGCACGAGGUCGAGGAGAAGCCCGGCUGGGGUCUGGAGCAGAUUCUCCCGCUGAGCGACGUUGUCAUCAGUGGCGUUCCGGGUGACAAGUUCAAGGUCCCUGUCCACCUUCUCCGUGAGGGUGCCGUGUGCAUCAACUUCUCCAGUGAAAAGAAUUUCCCGCCUGAGGUCAAGCAGAAGGCUUCUAUCUAUGUUCCUGCCAUUGGCAAGUGCACCAUCGCUGUGCUGCUGAGGAACCUGCUCCGUAUUGUCCAGAACAAGAGUGCGGAUACUCAGUCUAAACCUGCUUCCGCCGUGGAGAAGGAGGGCACCCUUGAAGCCGCAUCUUAG